Messenger RNA from Harmonia axyridis, 2409 nucleotides. RefSeq lists its product as uncharacterized. Gene Ontology annotation, molecular function: zinc ion binding; nucleic acid binding. NCBI's taxonomy places the organism in Eukaryota, Metazoa, Arthropoda, Insecta, Coleoptera, Coccinellidae. The transcript has 2 exons. The coding region runs from base 1132 to 2409 and encodes 425 amino acids. The record is from RefSeq and is a predicted model, not a curated record.
UAUCGCCAUUGGCCAUCAUUGACAGUGUAACGAUACGAUCGUUACAACUUUCUUUCUUUUCAAAAUUUAAAUUUAUUCAUUACAUAUUAGUUGUACCGCCACUGCAUUUGUACGUGUAUCGAAGAAUUCAGAUUUGCAGAUGGGCGCAUGUUUUCAAUCUGAUAGGAUAUUAAUCGGUUAUUCGAAGAUUUUAUUCUUUCUUUUCUGCUUUGUCUGGUGAAUGAAAUAAGUCAUCAGAGUUGAGUUCUUGAUAUAGAUAUUUUUUUUGUUUUAAAUUUUGAGAUUCAGUUAAUAUUUCAUAGUUUCUAUUGGUUUAGUGAAACUCAAUUAAAAAUUGAGUUUUUGGGUGAAGCCCAGAAUUUCGAUUUUGAACAUAUAUUUCCAAGAUUGAACUUCGUUGACCAACAUCCAACUUCGAAGGAUCCAUCACACCUGAAAACUGUGGUCAUAAGAACCUGGAAAUCCUUAUAUGGUGCUGUGACAGUAUCGUACCAAAUCAGAUGGUUCUUCGUGCAUGGGAGCACUUCACCUGGAUUUUAAAUGCUAAUGGAAGUAUUCUGCUAUGUAUUUUGUAAUUUCAUUUGAUAUCCAAUUUAUAUAAUUUCGUAUGCUCUAUUUCAUUUUUCAUUUGAGACAUUUCGCUUCGAAGCUAUUCAUAAUAAUUUUCAUUGUUGAGAUUCAAUUGUAAGCAGCUAUUUUUCAAUAUUUCACUCUUAACUUUUCAUUACAAUUUGAUCAAUUUAGUGGAUCAUUUCAUCUUAUUAAUAAAUCUCUGAAAGUGGAUGGGUUUGUUUUUGUGUGGGAACCAAAGCCUUCGAAAUUGCUUUCUUUUUUUUUGAAAAUAGGUUCCGGGCUAGCUACAACCUAUUAACCCCGACCACCUCUCCGACUGAAGCUAGUAACAGAUCUCUGAAGAGAGGAGAAACACUUAAUUGGUUACACAAUUUUGGCGCCCAACGUGGGGCGAAUUUUUCGUAUUUUGCAUCCUUUGUUAAAAUUUUUGCAAUUUUGAAGGCUCCUCACACGAUCACAUAUUCAUAGAUAUCUUCUUCACAUUACAAAGUAUAGCACGACAAGUAAUUGUCUCAACUGGUAUUUGUCUCCACAACAUUUUUCACUUUAAUCUUCAUUAUGGUUAAAUUGAAUCCAAAUUAUUUGAGAAGUUUCGAACUAACCUAUGAAAUAUCAAUAAGGGGUAUUGUUCCCCCCACUACUGUUCAGGAAAAACGGAAAGUUUUAGGAGGUCUUUUAGCUCAGGAAAAUUCCGACAGGAGUUUUGUUGAAAUAUCGGACACAUAUAAGUUUGAUGAGAAUGUUAAAGAAAUUGGUGAUACCUUAAAUGACAUUGAGGCUUUACUGCAACAUCUUAGUGAUGAAUCUUCUGAUGAUGAAAAAAAGUUGGAGUCUAGAAUAACUCACGCCACAGGGCGAAUUUCGAGGUUGUUCGCCCAAUCAGAAUUUGAAAACAAUGUUAAACAAGAACUUUUGAAAAGAGUAUUAAUUUUGGAAGCGGAUUUUUCGGAUAGGCAUGUUAAUAGAAAUCCAAUGGUUCAAUCGCCAUCUCAUUCAUCACAAAAUAACAAUCCAUUACAAUCAUCAACUCCAACUCAUCAUAGUGCAGCAGGUUUUUCGGUGCCUACUAAAAAGGUCCCAGUUUAUAAAUGGGGUAUAAAGAAAUUUUCUGGAAAAGAAGAUUUAUUAUCUUUUUUAGAAUUGAUUGACUCGUUAAAAUUUUCAAGGGGUUGUGAUAAUGCCGAUCUUUUUGAUUCAGCUGCCGAUCUUUUUGAAGGCAAUGCUUGGACGUGGUGGCAUAAUAACUUUCUGAAAAAUAGAUUUAGUGAUUGGUCUGAUCUAGUUUCUAAACUAAAAUCGACUUUUCUUCAUAGUAGUCAUGAUGAAAUUAAGUUAGCCGAGAUCAAGUCAAGAAAGCAAUCAAUUAGAGAAUCAGUAACUAUGUUCAUCACAGAUAUGGAAUGUCAAUUCAAUAGAUUAAAUUCUUCACCUUCUGAAAAGGAGAUUGUUGGAAUCAUAAAAAAUAAUUUAUUACCCGAUUAUAUGAAGGCUUUAGUUUUUCAGGAUGUUGAGACUAUUACGGAUUUAACUUCCCUUUGUAAAAAAGUUGAAGAUGUUCUGUCACUCAAUCUUUCUUCGGGUCCUAGAGGGACUAUUGUCUCCGCAAUUUCUUCUAAUGUAAAAUGUUGGAAUUGUAAUAUGUCAGGGCAUGUUUUUUCGGAUUGUCAAAAGGCAAUGAGGAAGUUUUGCUAUUUGUGCGGAAAAGUUGAUUUUACCAAACGUAACUGCCCUAACUGUUCAAAAAACGCGAGCAGGUACUGCAAUCAGGCAGACGUUGCAGGACCUUCGGGAGAACAAGCAAAGCCUGCCAACAAGGUUCACAACGGGAACAAGUAA